AUGCAAAUCAAAUCAAGCAGUGUCGAACAGCCAGUAAAGAAUCAGACAGAGACGUAUGGAUUGCACAAAGGUUUUAUGCCGGUUGAAGCUAUUAAACAUGCAUAUAAUGCGUGUGCACUCUACUGUGCCUGUGUUGUGUUAGUAACUCGCCAGUUUGUCCAGCGAUCGAUCAUCGAGACGUUAUGCUUCAUACUUUUAAGUUUCUAUAUGAUUAGCAACACGUACGUGAAUCCACGGCUGAACUUGCCAUACACCACCAUCAACGCCAUCACUUUCACUGCAAUCGCUGCUACAACGACCACAACAACGCCAUCAUCAGUUUUCAUACCGACCACCGCAACGUCAAUUGCAGCAACUACAACAGCCACUGAUGCUGCACACAGCGGUGGCGGUACUUGCGCUCUCAACGAGAUUUUUGUAGUCAUUACCUUAAUCAUUACGUCAAUCAUUAUCAUGACGUCAUCUUUGCGCUGCCCUGAAGACGAGAGUAUCUUUUCUGACGUCGAUAGUGGAGGCCACAAGACCGAAACCAUCACGCCACCACCACUCGUCAACACCAACUUCAACAACGUCAACAGUCUCAACAACAACAACAACAACAACAAUAGCUACAACAAAAAAAUGAUCAACAACAACAACAUCAUGAAUGACAACAACAACGCCCACCACAACUCAAUUAGUGCCUCGUCUCUGUCUUCAUUGACGCCGACAACAAAACUAAACAACAACAACAACAACGCAACUACACCAGCGACUACAAAACUCCACAACACGACCACAAUUUUGAUAUCGCCGUCGUCGGCGUGCAACAACUUCAACAACUACCCGUUGUCGAAUCGCGCGAGAUUCGUUCUCGGAAGCCAGUACCCAGCCAUUAAACCGGGCCAACCGAAAGCUAUUAACGCCAAUUACAGACAAAUGUUGCCAACAAAUUAUCAUCAACAGCAGCAACUUCAGAAUCAACAACAACAACUUCAAUUUCAACUUAAACAACAACAACUGCAACUGCAAAAUCAUCAACAACAACAACAACAGCUGCAACCACAACAAGUUAAACUAACAACAUUUGGAAGAAACGAUGAAUCCAAUUGCAUUAACGUCACUCAAAACAUCUUAUACAAUAACAACAACCUCAACAACAACAUCAACAUCAACAACAACAACAAUGGCUACUCUCAAGAAACUAUCUUGAGGGUAUUGAAACGAUAA
Helobdella robusta is the source of this 1209-nucleotide messenger RNA. RefSeq lists its product as hypothetical. NCBI's taxonomy places the organism in Eukaryota, Metazoa, Annelida, Clitellata, Rhynchobdellida, Glossiphoniidae. Bases 1 to 1209 code for a protein of 402 amino acids. The record is from RefSeq and is a predicted model, not a curated record. The transcript has 7 exons.